ACGGACGGCUCUUCUGCGGAAAGUAAACGCGCUUCCAGGGCUGUAUUUCCCAUUUUCUCCUCCCUUGUCCCCCUUUUUCUUUCUCGGCUUUCCCUCUUGCUGAGAUGAGGAAAUAAUCAACAGAGUAUCAACUGCUCACGAAGUUCUGAAGUUGGAAAGAGUGCGGACAGGAGAAAAGGAAGAUGCUGGGGUUAGAGGUCAUCACGCUGUGUCUUCUUUUUGGAGCCCUGACUCAUGGCCAGACACCAGAAUGCGGCAAGAAAAACGAUUGUCCCAUAGAUGUGUACUUCACCAUAGACACAUCUGAGACCAUCGCCCUGCAGGAGCCGCCUCCUGGAGCGCUAGUGGAGAGCAUCAAGAACUUCACUGUGCGGUUUGCAGAGGCUUUAAAAGAUGAGGUAUUCAGAGAUAAUGUGCAUAUCACCUGGAAUAUCGGUGGACUGCACUUUUCCCAGACACAGCAGGUGUUUAGCAGACUCGCAUCAAAGAGCGAGUUCAUCUCUGGUGUCACCAAUAUCCGUUACCUGGGUAAGGGCACCUACAUUGACUGCGCCCUCACCAACAUGACCCAAGAAAUGCUGCGCCAACCCGUAAACCACGAUGCCAUCCGAUUUGCGGUGGUCAUCACCGACGGCCACGUUACUGGAAACCCGUGUGGGGGUAUCAAAGUGUCAGCAGAAAAGGCACGCGACGAGAACAUCAGCAUUUUUGCUGUGGCAGCAUCCAGGAGCUUUGAUAAGACGGGUAUGAACGAGAUCGCCAACACUCCGGAAACAGUCUUCAGGCGGAACUUCAUGGCUGUGGAUCUGAGCCAGGGCAAAGCUGUCAUACAGCAGGAUACCAUUGACCGUAUCAUCAAGACCAUGAAACAUUUGGCAUAUAACAAGUGUCACAGUGUAAAAUGUGUGGAGACACCAGGGCCUCCCGGUCCAAAAGGCCACAGAGGACAAAAAGGAGCUAAAGGAGACAAUGGCGAUCCAGGUCUGAAAGGAGAAAGAGGUCGCCAAGGAGACCCCGGUAUUGAGGGUCCCAUCGGUCAGCCUGGUGUCAAAGGAGAAGCAGGUCUUAGAGGUGAUAAGGGAGAGAUUGGAACUCAAGGAAAAAAGGGUGUGGCCGGUAUGGGAGGACGCAACGGGACAGAUGGACAGAAGGGUAAAAUUGGAAGGAUCGGCGCUCCUGGCUGCAAAGGAGACCCAGGCGACAGAGGUCCCGAUGGUCACCCUGGCGACGUUGGUGAACGUGGUCUCCCUGGAAAUGAUGGCGACAAGGGAGAUCCUGGCCGCUCUGGAAGAGCUGGUCCUCCUGGCCCAUCUGGAGAUUCUGGACUAAAGGGAGAGAGGGGAAGUCCUGGAUCACCUGGCAUCCCUGGAGAGAAAGGAAACCCAGGGACUUCAGGAAAACCAGGAACAAAAGGAGAGCCAGGGAGAAGAGGAGACUACGGCCCCAAGGGUAGUCAAGGGUCAGAUGGAGGAAAGGGUGAAAAGGGUGAAAUGGGACCAGAGGGUACAAGAGGACUUCCAGGUGAAUCAGGAAACAAAGGAACAAAGGGAGACAACGGUCUGCCAGGCCCCAGAGGACCAGCAGGGACAGCAGGAGAGCCUGGGAAAAAUGGUACCAGAGGUGACCCCGGUGAUUCUGGACCAAGAGGAGAGCCUGGACUAGCUGGACCAAAGGGAGACACUGGAAGACCUGGCUUCAGCUACCCAGGACCAAGAGGACCAUCGGGUGAAAGAGGAAUAAAGGGCAAUCGCGGACCUCGCGGCAGCAGAGGGGAAUGUGGUCAAAAGGGUGAUCCUGGAAAUAAAGGACCUUCCGGAGGGCCAGGUGAGCCAGGGCCUCAGGGUGAACCUGGACUUCGAGGAACCAGAGGAGAGCUCGGGCGUGACGGAGAUCCUGGCCCAGAGGGAGAUCCUGGUCUCACUGAAUGUGAUGUCAUGAACUACAUCAGGGAAACGUGUGGCUGCUGUGACUGUGAGAAGCGGUGUGGAGCCCUGGACAUUGUGUUUGUGAUUGACAGCUCAGAGUCUGUGGGUCUGACCAACUUCACACUGGAGAAGAACUUUGUCAUCAACACCAUCAACAGACUGGGAUCCAUGGCCAAAGACCCCCACUCAGAGACAGGCACAAGGGUUGGAGUUGUUCAGUACAGUCACAAUGGAACCUUCCAAGCCAUCAAGCUUGACGACCCCAAGAUUGAUUCACUGUCUGCUUUCAAGGAAGCAGUGAAGAACUUGGAGUGGAUCGCUGGAGGAACGUUUACUCCAUCCGCUCUGAAGUUCGCAUAUGACAAUCUGAUUAGGGACAGCCGCAGAGCCAAAGCCAACGUCACUGUAGUGGUCAUCACGGAUGGACGUUUUGACCCCAGAGAUGAUGACACGCUGCUAAAAUACCUCUGCAGACGUGACGGUAUUGAAGUGAAUGCCAUCGGUAUUGGAGACAUGUUCGACCAGGUUGAGGAGAAUGAGAGCCUAAAGAGUAUUGCCUGCGAUAAAAAGGAAAGGGUGCAGGGCAUGAAGCGCUUUGCAGACCUCGUGGCUGAGGAGUUCAUUGACAAGAUUGAGACCGUGCUCUGCCCAGAUCCCAUUAUUGUAUGCCCUGACCUUCCCUGUAAAUCAGAGCCUGCUGUGGCCAGUUGUGUUCAGCGGCCAGUGGAUCUAGUCUUCCUAUUGGAUGGUUCUGAGAGGAUGGGCCUGGAGAACCACCGUCGUGCCAAAGAGUUCAUAGACAACGUGGCUCGCCGCCUCACACUGGCCAGCACCGAGAGAGAUGACAGGAAUGCCCGCAUCGCUUUGCUGCAGUAUGGCAGCCCACAAGAACAGAGAGUGGAAUUCAAGCUCUCACACAAUCUGACAGUGAUCUCUGAUUCACUGGCAGGAGUCACCUACAUGGACUCCUCUUCUGCUCUGGGCAGUGCUAUCAUCCAUGCUGUCAACAAUCUGGUUUUCGAACCAGUUCCAAACCAGAGAGAACCAAAUCGCUUGGCUCGUCGCAAAGCUGAGCUGUCCUUUGUGUUCAUCACUGAUGGCAUCACAUCCAUCGACCAGCUGGAUGAGGGCGUGUCUGCCAUGAGGCGAGCGGAGGGCGUUCCCACUGUGAUCGCCAUGGGAACUGACACAAAUGAAGAAGUGCUGCGGAAGGUGUCGCUAGGGGACAUGUCAGCUGUCUUUAGAGGAGAUAACUACAACAUGCUGAACAAUCCCGCUUUCUUUGAGCGCUUUGUCCGCUGGAUAUGUUAGUGAGGAACUGUAACGCUCUACACCAUAGAUUUAGAAUCCAUAGAAUGAAAGAAGGGCCAGCUAUUUCAUUGUACACGUAAAAACACAAUUGUUCGUAUUGUUACUGGAUGUAAGGCACUAAGACAGCUGCAUGCCCUGUUGUUAUGGGUAAAGAUUGAUUUACAAAAAACAAAACUAUCCAUGUAGGGCCAGCAGACACACACAGGCAUACAAGUUAUUUGGUGUAACUUUGUUCUGUUUAUUCUAACUCUAUGGUCCGCGCUUCCAACCAAAGACACUCUUAAGUAUUCCAGAAGAGGUGUAGGAUUAUUGAAUGUGUACGAAAAAAAUUGUAGGUUUUAUUUUGUUUCUAUUUUGUAUUGAUUUUCAGUUUGAUGAAAAAGGUUUGUUCUUUCUUCACCAAGUCAGUAUUACCAUUAAAGGUGCUAAAAUAGAAAGAAAAAAAAGAGGACGAAGCCAUCUGACUGGUUUUGAAAACUUUUUUUUACAUCAUAUAUUAUGUUGUAAUUACAAUAGUUUGUUCGGGGGACAAAAAUAAAUAUACAUCUCACACAUAAAUGCUCCACAAUCAACCGCACAAGAUCACACACACGCACACACAUACAGACAACCACAUACAAUGUAGUCAGCACACACAUAUAUUCACAAAUAAACACGAAACACCCAAAUCUGUAAACAUUAAGUCCAAAUAAAGCCUAAUGUGGUGAACCCAA
Molecule: messenger RNA, 3949 nt
Organism: Scomber scombrus (Atlantic mackerel)
Lineage: Eukaryota; Metazoa; Chordata; Actinopteri; Scombriformes; Scombridae
Gene: col6a2
Product: collagen, type VI, alpha 2
Exons: 32
Coding region: 183-3236 (1017 amino acids)
Source: RefSeq, a predicted model, not a curated record